AUGGGAAAGUUCAACUGCGGCAGAUGCCAGAAAGAGACCUCCAAGCUCAUCGGAAAGCCUGACUUCUGCAAAACAUGUGGCAACUACAACCCCGAGGUCAGCAGAUCCUCAAUCUCAUCAAGCGACGAGGAGGAAAGAGAAAAGAUUGAGGAGGCAUUCAUCUCGGCCCACCCUAACAUCGAGAAGUUGCACAAGCGACGUCUACGCAUGAAGAAGUAG
Molecule: messenger RNA, 219 nt
Organism: Sphaeroforma arctica JP610
Lineage: Eukaryota; Ichthyosporea; Ichthyophonida
Exons: 2
Coding region: 1-219 (72 amino acids)
Source: RefSeq, a predicted model, not a curated record